AUGAAUAUAUUUAAAAGAAAUAAAAUUUUGGAGAGAGCCAAUUUUGACAAAAUAAAUAAUGUACAAAUAUAUGGAGAAAAUAAAAUACACUGCAAGGGGGGUUUCGUAUCAGGACCUGCCUUUGUAACGGUUAUUUCUUCCUUUCUUAUGAUAUUAAUCCCGGUUGCCAUUUUCCACGCCUUUACCUCAACAUGGUUCUUCGAAAAAGAUAUUUACUAUGUCUCAUUUCUCAACCUCUUCUUUUUCACACUAACCAUUUACACCUUUUUUAAAACGAGUUUUAUGGACCCUGGUAUAAUACCAAGACAGAAAUCUGUACUAAAUAUUUACGAUGUGAUAAUCCAACAGUACCGUGAAACGCAACCACCACGACAAAAGGAAGUUUUGAUAAAUGGAAAUUUCUACAAACUCAAGUAUUGCUACACAUGUAACAUAUAUAGAGGCAUAAGAACUGUGCACUGUUCCAUUUGUGACAACUGUGUGGAGAAGUUCGAUCACCAUUGUCCAUGGGUGGGCAAUUGCAUCGGGACGAGGAACUACAAAUACUUCGUGUACUUUGUUUUUAAUCUUUACAUCCUGAUAUGCAUAACUCUGGGUGCAAGUAUUUACAAACUGACCAUAUGUAUUAACAGCCUAUCAGACCAGGGUUACAACACAGAGAAAAUAUUUAUUCACAUAUGGCGCAUGGCCACAGAUAGCAUAAUUCUUAUUAUAUACACUAUCUUAACCUUGUGGUUUGUCAUAGGAUUAUUAUGCUAUCACAUCUACACAAUUGUAACCAAUCAAACAACAUACGAGCAAAUAAAAACCUUUUAUCAAAACGAUAAUCCAUUUAAUAUUGGUGUCCUUAACAAUAUAAAAGAGAUACUUUUUACCAAAACAAGGCCAUCCUACAUCAAUUUUGUCAACCCCAAAUUACAAGUUGUGGAUGAGAAGUGCUCGCACCAUGUAGUGGAACUGAAGGAUGUAGCUAUCAACGUAGAAGAGGAACAAAAUGAUAGUGAUUCACUGAGUAGUGGAAAUAAAGAUGAAAAAAAAAAAAAAAAAAAAAACUCCUUUGAAUCAAAGGUAGUAGAUAAAAAAUGGGCCAAAAAGGGAAGAGAUUAUCAUUCGAUCAAUAUUCACGAUAGCAAAUGCAGAAACAAAACGUACAAUGUAAAGAAAAAGAUAAAGAAAGAAAAAAGUUUAGAAGAAUAUGAUAUCACCAAACUGAGUAGCAUUUCCUAUAAAGCGAUUGAAAAAAAUGCGAGCCAUUUUAAGGUCGAUAAAAAUAAAAAUACAAAAGUUAACAAAAUGAAUAAAGCGAAUAAAGUGAAAUUGUCUAAUGUUAAGAAGAAGGAUAGCUACUCCGAAGAAUUAAGUAACGAUUUUGAACAACUCAGCCAAUACACACAAAAAAGGAUCAUAAAUUUGGAUAACACUGUAGGUUCAUUAUUCAUUAGGAACGACUUGUCAUCAACUGGAAGCUCUAAUAAUGACAUAUGUAGUGACAUAUGUAACGAGAGUAGGGCUAGCUAUGUAGGAGAUGAAAUGAAUGCAGACGAACUAUAUGAAUACCAGGAUGAUGAUAUAAUUCGCCUGAACAGGAAGAAAGUGAACAAUAAUAACAACUACAUCAUUGUUAUUAAGAACUGGAAGAGAGGUAGCGAAUGUUACAGGAGCGGUAUAAGCAAAGGGGGCCUAAUCAGAAGCGGCCUGAGUAUCGACUACCCCGGUAGAAACAGUACAGAGAAUAAUGACGCAGAGAAAAGUGGCACAGGAAAAAACGGCCUAGGCAAAAAGGAUACACACGAUGGUUAUUCCCUUGCCCAACGUGGCCAUUCAAAACAAAUCAGACGGAAACCAAUUAACUAUGAAACAAAAAUUAACUGCUUCAGCAACUUGGCGCACGUGAAAAAAAAAAUCGAGUACCCAAUUCGGCAUAAAAAAAAAUUUCCAUUUAUCCAUAAGUUUAAAAACAAAAUGGAAACCUACUACAUAGUCAGAUAUGCCAACAUAGAUAAGAAAGAUUUUUCGACCUACUGUCAGCAGACCAGUGCGGGUCUACAAAUGAAUAACGCCAAGCGGAUGAGCAAGAUGAAGAUGAUAAAAAAGAUAAAGUACUUGCGGAAGUUAUUUUCUAGAAAACGCAAACACGACAACAGUGGUCAUAACAAACGGGGCAAAAUUAAAAUGUUCAGCAUCUCCAAGAGUGCCAGUCGGAAGGACGAAUUACGCAAUUUGAGCGAUGGCGUCGGAGAUGGGAGGAAUCCCAAAAAAGGAGACGAUGAUUUAUCCGCAAAUGCGCAAGCCAACGAGAACAUAGUAAUCAAAAAGAGGAAGAAGAGGAUGAUGGCCCUGCAGAAGGAUGUCAUCAUCAGCAUAUAUAAUUAUAAGCCCAAGGAUAAGAGGGAGAAGCCCAAACAGUGGGUUGCAAGUCCUGCAAUGUUGGGAAAUGACGAACCGCAUGAAGAGGAACCAGUUCGUCAAGUGGAACAAACGGGCGAAGAUAAACACAGCAUCGGGAAGGAGGAUCAAGAUUUGUUCAUGCAAAACCACCGCGAAAUGCACGGGGAUGCCUUGACCAAACACGCAGAAGAGAAACAAAAGAAGUUGGACCUGGAUCUUCCGGCAUAUUAUCUGUCUGGAAUAGAUAACGCUGAGCUGGGUAAUUUCAGCAAGAUAUGCGAAAUGAGGUACACCAAAAUGUACAAAUGGAAGUACAAAAAAAUGCACAAGAGGAUACUGCGAAGGGAAAGAAUAAAACUUCUAUCCAGGCCACAUAAAAACAUUCACUUGUAUUAUAACAACAAAAAUUAUUGCAUCGACGAGUCUACAGAUUUGCAUCAAAACAAUGAACUUUUAAGUGAAUACAUGGACGCAAAUCUUUACUUUGCGAAAAUAAAAAAAAGCAAUAAAUUUGACAAUUUAAAAUUAUUGAAUUAUUUAAUUCAUAAGCAUAAACAAGAUAAGAACCGCUCGGAUAACAAGAAGAAAAGCAAGGCGUCCAAAUUUUUCUAUUUUUUUACAUCCUUUGCUCUAAUAAUUAAUUGUAUACACAUACCGUCUAGUAAUGAUAAUGACUGA
Plasmodium knowlesi strain H is the source of this 3066-nucleotide messenger RNA. Its product is annotated as palmitoyltransferase DHHC4, putative. The record is from RefSeq and is a predicted model, not a curated record. The coding region runs from base 1 to 3066 and encodes 1021 amino acids. NCBI's taxonomy places the organism in Eukaryota, Apicomplexa, Aconoidasida, Haemosporida, Plasmodiidae. Gene Ontology annotation, cellular component: Golgi apparatus; endoplasmic reticulum. The transcript has 5 exons. Gene Ontology annotation, biological process: peptidyl-L-cysteine S-palmitoylation; protein targeting to membrane. Gene Ontology annotation, molecular function: protein-cysteine S-palmitoyltransferase activity.